AUUUAACUAAAUUCAGAAUCUUAGUGGAAGUUUCUCUUACAAAUAUCAAUAAACAUCAAACUUCUUCUUUGAUUUUCUUUGUAAGGAUAACCUCUUAAAUAUACUUAUGAUUCAUUUGGUAAAUUUUGUGGAACUUGUAGUAAAUUUCAACACGGAUUCGGUAACUUACCUCUUAUGUAAAAAGAGACCCUCGAAUCGAAUCGGUGAACGCCACCAAGAGCAGACCAGAGAACAGAGGCGUUCCUACGCCGCCUUAAAUCCCACUACCAUGGUCUUCGAUGUAAGUGUAGCUGUGACUGAAAUCUUGAACCUACCCCCGAUGGACAAAUGCAAUGGCUGCAGUGUGUCUUCAGUUGCUGUCUUUUCAAGUUCCAUUUUUGUUGUCUCCUUGAUUUUGGUUCGUCUCCUUUAUGUCAUAUAUCACAGUCGCAGGCCCUUGAGCAAAAGAGCUUCAAAACCUGUCAGUACCCUCAUUAUUUUAGGAUCAGGUGGUCAUACUGCUGAGAUGCUUAAUCUAUUGGCAGUGUUACGGAAAGAUAGGUUUAAUCCAAGAUUCUACAUUGCUGCUGCUACUGAUAAUAUGAGUCUUGAAAAAGCUCAGUUGUUGGAAAACUCCCUUGCUACUGAGAAUGCAACAAGGGUCACACAGACUUCCCAGUUCAUGAAGAUAUAUCGGAGUAGGGAAGUUGGUCAAUCGUAUAUAACCUCAAUUUGGACUACAUUAAUUGCAAUGGGGCAUGCGCUGUGGCUAAUGAUUAAAAUUAGACCUGAAGUGAUACUUUGUAAUGGACCUGGAACUUGCAUUCCCCUCUGUGCAAUUGCAUUCAUAUUUAAGGUAGUGGGAAUCAAAUGGUCAUCAAUUUUCUAUGUUGAGAGUAUUGCAAGAGUGAGAAGGCUCUCCUUGAGUGGCUUGCUCCUGUACAAGUUCCGGAUGGCUGAUCAACUUUUUGUUCAGUGGCCACAGCUGCAACGGCAAUAUCCCCGAGCUACCUAUGUUGGUAGGCUAAUGUAACCAACUGGUUCCUUUAAUAGUUGUACUAUAUUUAAGUUCUCUCUGCAUUUGUCGAGUGUUUUUAUAGGUUACAUGAUUGUUAUUCUUUGUUUUUCAAAAGGAAAAAAGAAAGAUAAGAAGAUUACGAUUAUUGGAAGAGAUUUGGAAUGCAUCUAGUUUGCGGGAUGUGAAACCGUUUCUCACUAUUAAUCACUAUACUUCUAAAGAUUUGUUUCC
Messenger RNA from Vigna unguiculata (cowpea), 1228 nucleotides. Its product is annotated as UDP-N-acetylglucosamine transferase subunit ALG14-like. Gene Ontology annotation, biological process: dolichol-linked oligosaccharide biosynthetic process. The record is from RefSeq and is a predicted model, not a curated record. NCBI's taxonomy places the organism in Eukaryota, Viridiplantae, Streptophyta, Magnoliopsida, Fabales, Fabaceae. Gene Ontology annotation, cellular component: UDP-N-acetylglucosamine transferase complex. Gene Ontology annotation, molecular function: N-acetylglucosaminyldiphosphodolichol N-acetylglucosaminyltransferase activity.